AUGUCUAAUCGCAUAGUUUCUUAUAUAUUAACUGAUGGGUCUGUUGUUGAUGAUUAUGAGCAGGUAACUCACCAUUUCCUUCAUCAUUUUCAGAGCUUCUUGGGUUGUUCAGGUAGAGCUAAUGGUCACAUUGAUAUGCAAAGUAUCUUUUGUGGCCCGGUUUUAGAUAUGGCGUCCCAACUGGAUCUAAUUAAACCAUUCACUUUUCAUGAUGUUAAAAUGGCCCUCUCUAGCAUUCAUCCAGUUAAAAGUCCAGGUCCUGAUGGGUAUGGGGCUAGUUUUUUCAAGGUUAUGUGGAAAGAAAUAGGCAGGGAUGUUUCACUGGCUGUCCUUGAGUUUUUUGAGACGAGUUUUAUUCCUCAAAGCUUAAAUUACAUUAUUUUGGUGUUGAUUCCGAAGGUGGACCAGCCUUCUAAUGCUGCUGACUUUAGACCAAUAGCUUGUUGUACUACCAUCUAUAAAUGCAUUUCUAAGAUGCUCUGCAGUAGGCUUGCUUCAAUCCUUCCUUCUUUGAUUAACCCUAAUCAAGGUGCGUUUAUAAAGCAUAGAACUCUUGCCUCCAAUGUUCUAAUAUUUCAAUAUUUAAUAAAGGGGUACAAUAGGAAAAAUAGCUCUCCUAGGUGUGCUAUGAAGAUUGACCCUAGCAAAGCUUAUGAUUUGAUUGAUUGGGACUUCUUGGAGAAUUUACUAAAAGCUCUUUGCUUUCCUAGUAGAUUUAUUCGUUGGAUCAUGAUUUGCUUGAGAGGCACCUCCUACUCGUUACUAUUAAAUGGUAGAAUCCAAGGGCAAUUUAAGGGAGGUAAAGGGCUUAGGCAAGGAGAUCCUAUUUCUCCUUUGCUCUUUGUCAUUGUGAUGGAUUACCUUACUCGAAUGUUAAUCAAAGCAUCCAAUGAUAAAGGCCUUUCUAUCAACCAUAGUAAAUCUCGUAAUUACUUUGGUGGGCAGUCCGAUGCUACUAAGGAGUUUGUGUUGAGUUGUACCAAUCUGCAGGAGGGGUCAUUUCCACUGAAGUAUCUUGGUGUCCCUCUUAGCCCUACCAAAUGUAAAGCAUUUGACUUUGAAGUUAUUCUCAAGAAGAUUAGAUUGAAUUUCUUGUGGGGUGUGAAGGGAACCCGCAUCAAAUUUCACAUGGCUUCUUGGGAAUUUGUCUGUCGUCCUAAAGCUUAUGGAGGGCUUGGGUUUAGAGAAAGGCCUGCUUGGAACAAGACUAUGAUUGCAAAGUUUCUCUGGGCCAUUUCCUUUAAACAGGACCAAUUAUGGGUGAAAUGGGUGAAUACCAUAUACUUAAAAGGAGUUCCAACCAGGGACUAUACUUUGAAACAAGAUGAUAGCGGAUAUUGGAGAAAAUUGAUCAAGCUGAGUCAUUUUGUGUCUAGACUAGAUUUGGAAGUUGCUGUAGUGCACGUGCCUAAGCAUAAUUUUGUUCAGUGGCAAGCUGUCAAUAACCACUUACUCACUAGAGAUUUACUCCAUAGUUCUCAUGUGAAUAUUACUUCCUUAAGCUGCCCUGUUUGCUAUCAGAUGAAUGAAUCUGAUUUGCACCUCUUUUUUGAGUGCAUUUUCUCUGAGAAGAUCAGACAGGCUAUUGCUAACAGGUUGGGAGAUGCGAUUUGGCUUGGUAAUUCUAAUGAUUGGCAUGAUUUCUUGGCUGGUUGUAGGCGUGAUUGGCUGGGCCAGGUGGUUUCCGAUACUCUUGCAGUUGCUGUCUAUUUUAUCUAG
Humulus lupulus (European hop) is the source of this 1719-nucleotide messenger RNA. RefSeq lists its product as uncharacterized. The transcript is spliced from 4 exons. The coding region runs from base 1 to 1719 and encodes 572 amino acids. Lineage: Eukaryota; Viridiplantae; Streptophyta; Magnoliopsida; Rosales; Cannabaceae. The record is from RefSeq and is a predicted model, not a curated record.